AUGACGGCGAAAGUGAGCGUCAAGUGGGGCAAACAAAUAUUCGAGCAUGUUUUAGUUGAUAAGUCGGCACCUGUGGCUGUGUUCAAGGAACAGCUUUACGCGCUUACGUCCGUUCCUGUAGAUCGCCAGAAGCUCAUGUCUAAGGCCUGGAAAGGAAUGCUCAAGGACGACACGGAUCUUUCGAAGCUCGAUAAAUUUGUUGACGGUGCGGGCGUGAUGCUUAUGGGAUCAGCUGAGGUGGUAAAGAAGCCUAAAGAGCCCACUGUCUUUAUUGAGGACAUGACGACAAACGAUAUUGCGGCUUCGGGCACUGUCUAUCCAGCGGGUCUCGUAAAUUUAGGCAACACAUGCUACAUGAACGCUACGCUACAGUGUUUGCGGCCUGUUAAGGAAUUACGUGAGGCGCUUACGACUCACCCUGGCGGUGUCUCGGCGGAUUUGGCGAAUAACUUUACCACUGCACUUAAGGACAUGUAUGGCCAGUUGGACAGCAGCUUGGAUAGCAUCACUCCAUCAAUGUUUGUGUCGGUACUGCGUCGCGCAUAUCCACAAUUUGCACAGCAGUCGCCGCGCAGUGGUGGAUAUAUGCAACAAGACAGUGAAGAAUUUUUAUCCACGCUUUUUGCGACGCUGCAGCAGACCUUAACGCAACCCACGGGCGGUCUGAAAUCUUUGGGACCAACAAGUAACAUGGUUGAGGCGCUCUUUGGAUUAGAAAUGAUUGAAGAACUCAAAUGCAUGGAAAGUGACAUGGAAGCAGUCGUAGUGAAAAGAGAGAAAGCACUUAAGCUUGUAUGCAACAUCACUAUCGAGACUAAUCACUUGUCUGAUGGCAUUAAAAUUGGGCUGGAAGGUGCGAUUGAGAAACACUCGGAUGUAUUAAAAAAAAAUGCUGUGUGGAAGAAGACGCUACGAAUAAAUCGCCUACCAAAGUAUUUGUGCGUGCAAUUCAUGCGAUUCUAUUGGAAAGCAACACCUGAAAGCCGUGAUCAUACUGGUGUGAAAUGCAAAAUGUUGCGACCCAUUAGCUUCCCGAUGAUCUUAGACGUAUACGACUAUUGCACUGAUGAGUUACAGGCUACGAUGAAAAUUUUUCGUGACAGAAACGCUGAAAAGAUAUUAAACGAGUUUAAAGACAAGUCUGCGGCAGAAGAAAAGAACGAGAAUAAUGAAGAUGAUACGAUGGACGGUAUGUCUGAGGAGGAGAAAGCUGCUCUGGAUACUGCUCGCGCGCUUUCCAUGGGAGCUGAACCUCCUGGCGUUGAUCUCCCCCUUGACUUUCAGGGAAACUAUGAACUGUACGCGAUUUUGACGCACAAAGGGCGAUCGGCUGACUCGGGUCAUUACAUGGCUUGGGUGCGCCACGAAGGAGACGACUGGUAUUGCUACGAUGAUGACGAUGUGUCGCCGUGUAAGACGGAGGAUAUCAUUAAGCUUAAGGGAGGUGGUGACUGGCACAUGGCGUACCUUGCUUUCUAUCGUGCUACGAACUAG
Messenger RNA from Plasmopara halstedii, 1494 nucleotides. Its product is annotated as ubiquitin carboxyl-terminal. Lineage: Eukaryota; Oomycota; Peronosporomycetes; Peronosporales; Peronosporaceae. Bases 1 to 1494 code for a protein of 497 amino acids. Gene Ontology annotation, biological process: regulation of proteasomal protein catabolic process; proteasome-mediated ubiquitin-dependent protein catabolic process; protein deubiquitination. The record is from RefSeq and is a predicted model, not a curated record. The transcript has 6 exons. Gene Ontology annotation, molecular function: cysteine-type deubiquitinase activity; proteasome binding.